AACAAAAAUAAGAACCUCACUUACAUACUUUCUACAUCCAAAAUAAACAUUUUCCAAGAAAUGUCGGAUGCUUUUGUCUUUCAUCCAGUUCCCACGGGGGGCGGUAAUGGUACGUGCUAAUUUAUAUGAGGUUGAUUUAAUUAUAGGGUGCCACGCCCCCUCCUCGUGUGGAUUGAUUGUGGAUGAAAUACAGUAACCCAGUUAAAAUAACUCCUUCUCCCCUGUGGCACGCAUCAUUUCAGCUCUCGUCUCUGGACAGCUACUGGACGUCUACAUUCACUCAGAGCAACUGGAUGCAUAUUUGCAUAAUUCAUUCAUUGACAUUACCUUAACAAUCUUUUGAGGUAAAAACCAUGGAGCCAAGCCUUUUGGACCACAACAUGCAUCAUUCCUCCAGCAGCACCUACCCAGAGGACAGGACAGAGAAUCCUCCCUCCUUUCCACACAACAACACAUACAACUCCUCCUCCCCUCAGUCCUCCUCUCAGUCAAGUGGUGGAUCCCUUAUCUCUACGCUCCUACAGACAACCAUAGAGAGUAAAAGAACCCUGCAGGAGAGCACCACUGCAUAUUACCCCCCAGACACUCCCAUGUCCAGCUCUGCCUUGACGAAUCUUAACCAGGUGGACCACCACAGCAGCAGUACCACCAUGGCACCUCUGUCUCCAGCCAGCCAGGCAUCCACCGGGGCCAGUCCCACUAGAUUCAGACCCAAUGAGGCCGGGUUGACCCAGGACUGGAUGCUGGAGCUGGUUGACAGACACCGGGCCAAGCGUGCCAGAGUGGAGAACAUCAUCAGAGGCAUGGCAGGCUCUCCUCUCAGUGUUUAUUUCACAGGUGAAGGGUUUGGUGAAGGGGAGACCACUCCAACCAGGCACCUUCAGGGUGAGAUGUUGGAAAACAAGAGGAAACAGAGGGUGCCGCGGCACCAGGACCUCCCCAGGACGGGAGGCGUUAGCGGGAAGAGUACGGACGAUGGACACACACUGAGGAAGCAGCUUCAGACCAUGCAGAGGCUCCUGGGUCAACUCCAGGCCAGGUUCAUCCAGGUCUACGAGACUCAGACUAAUGAGUCUGAAGAGGAUGACCACCAUAGUACUUGGAACAAAGAAUAUGUGGAGACAAAGACAUCUCCUGGUGAGGGGUUCUUGGACCCUUACAGUGAGUUUAACAAUAAGACACCUUUAGAUAAAGGUCAUCUGGGAUGGAUGAAUAACAAGCAAACUGACUACCUUCACUCGAACCCAGACAACGAAGACAAACUCCUAGCAGACAUUCUCAAGUAUGAACUCUCCAGAGCAGUAAACUCGAGCGUUGACUCAAUUUUCAAAAACAUAUCGCAUGCUUUCGUCAAGUCACCACAGCUACACGUUGAGGAUGGUGGAAUGGUGGAAACAGACGAUGAGACCGUGUUCCUCAGCUCUCGCGAGCCAGCGUCAACAUCCACCCAUGUAGACAGCAUGUCACGACUCCCCUCAUGUUCCGAGAGUGGUAUGGCCCAACAACUACCAGAGAUUCAAACCGAGGCUCUAUCUCUGGUUGUUCAAAAGCCUGCUUCAAUGACUCGCCCAUGUUCUCUAAACCUAACAGUGAAAAGGCCUCUCCAUUUCCACCAGCCUCCAGUCCUAUACAACCACCCCACUGCUCUACAGGAAAGCCACCAAGUACUGGACAACCUGAAACACGACAGCUCCCAUCACGAUACCUUCGGAGGGCUCCAGUGUAGACCCAGUACCAUGGGUCUGCCUACCCCAGAGAUAGUUGACUUACCGUGGGAUCCGGUCAUAGUGAGGUCCAGGGUGACCUCCAGGCCACCCGGGAGUCCUCAGGUUAACCAACCCAUGACCACAGGGCAUCACGUGCUUCUGGACAGUCUCCCUCACAUCAAGAUGGACUGUGGUAGCUUUCAGAGUAUGGUGAAAAGGACCUCGUAUGUGCUGAAUGAGGGUCUGACCACACAGCACCUGAAGAAAGCCAAGUUGAUGUUCUUCUACACUCGCUACCCGAGUUCCAACGUACUCAAAACCUUUUUCUCCGAUGUCCAGCUCACUCGGUGUGUCACGUCCCAGCUGAUUAAAUGGUUCAGUAACUUCAGAGAGUUCUACUAUAUUCAGAUGGAGAAGUUUGCCCGCCAGGCCCGAGUGGAGGGGGUUAACAGUGUGAGGGACGUAGCAGUGAGCAGAGACUCGGAGCUCUUCAGAGCCCUCAACAUGCACUACAACAAGGCCAAUGACUUUCAGGUCCCCGACAGGUUUCUUGAGGUGGCUGAGAUCACACUACAGGAGUUUUACAUUGCCAUCUCUCUGGCCAGAGACUCAGACCCAUCCUGGAAGAAAGUCAUCUAUAAGGUCAUCUGUAAACUGGACAGUGACGUACCGGCUGAAUUCAAAGCCCCCUUCACAACAUAGAAAGAGCCAGACAAGAGAGGAGUUUAACCUGUAUUAAAAAUAUAUAUAUAUUUCCCUGCAUGUCCCACUGAAUUUCAGCAUCCUUCAAAAAGCUCACCUCACAACAUAGACCUUUUUUAGCAAUUUGAUUUCCACGAUUCCUCUCCUUUAAAAAACAAAUGAGGGAAGAGGAAACUUGUAAACAAAUGAGGAAACUUGUAAACAAAUGCACGGGUAAGAAAAGACUCCUACAGUCAGAGAGGUGUGUUUAAUCAUUUUAUGUAUAAAUAUUCUCUCUUAGUGCCAGAGGCCUCUACUGAAUAUGUGUGUCACUAUCAAUGUUGACAGUUCUGAAUAAAAGCAUCUGCAAAAUACAAUUUUAACUGCAGUAGACCUACAGCUAAAAGACCAUAUUAACUGCAGUAGACCUACAGCUAAAAGACCAUAUUAACUGCAGUAGACCUACAGCUAAAAUACCAUAUUAACUGCAGUAGACCUACAGCUAAAAGACCAUAUUAACUGCAGUAGACCUACAGCUAAUACCAUAUUAACUGCAGUUGACCUACAGCUAAAAUACCAUAUUAACUGCAGUAGACCUACAGCUAAAAUACCAUAUUAACUGCAGUAGACCUACAGCUAAAAUACCAUAUUAACUGCAGUAGACCUACAGCUAAAAUACCAUAUUAACUGCAGUAGACCUACAGCUAAAAUACCAUAUUAACUGCAGUAGACCUACAGCUAAAAUACCAUAUUAACUGCAGUAGACCUACAGCUAAUAUACCAUAUUAACUGCAGUCUGGCCUUCAGCAGCCUACUAUCCAUGCCACAAACAGAAAGAUCUGCCAUGUGCGAGUGUCUGUAGUUGUGUGAAUCUCUGGGCAAAUUACAUUUCUGUUAGACAUGUGAAUCAAAAUGGAAUUGGCCUGACGAGCAGCCUUAUCAACCAGUAUAUCAUUUUAAAACAGGCAUAAUGAAUUGUACAAUGUGUAUUUUUUCAACACGAUUAACAAUAAUACAA
Messenger RNA from Oncorhynchus mykiss (rainbow trout), 3405 nucleotides. RefSeq names its product prospero homeobox protein 1-like. Gene Ontology annotation, molecular function: RNA polymerase II cis-regulatory region sequence-specific DNA binding; DNA-binding transcription factor activity, RNA polymerase II-specific. Gene Ontology annotation, cellular component: nucleus. NCBI's taxonomy places the organism in Eukaryota, Metazoa, Chordata, Actinopteri, Salmoniformes, Salmonidae. The record is from RefSeq and is a predicted model, not a curated record. Gene Ontology annotation, biological process: regulation of transcription by RNA polymerase II.